This is a messenger RNA of Lynx canadensis (Canada lynx), 1142 nucleotides long. It is a transcript of the gene EFCAB11, whose product is annotated as EF-hand calcium binding domain 11. The record is from RefSeq and is a predicted model, not a curated record. The transcript is spliced from 6 exons. The coding region runs from base 109 to 585 and encodes 158 amino acids. Gene Ontology annotation, cellular component: cytoplasm. NCBI's taxonomy places the organism in Eukaryota, Metazoa, Chordata, Mammalia, Carnivora, Felidae. Gene Ontology annotation, molecular function: calcium ion binding.
AGUUCGGCUUCCUUAGCUGCGGGGAGCUUGGCCAGAGGUCUGCAGCUGCCGGGUUCUGGCCUCGGAGGUCGCGGGUUCUGCUAUCCCGAUUCGGUUGUGGCGGUCGCGAUGUUUUUCUCUGAGGCUGGGACCCGACCACGGACGUGGGAAGCCAGCCCCUCAGAACACAAGAAGUGGGUGAAAGUGUUUAAAGCAUGCGAUGAAGAUAACAAAGGCUAUCUAAGCAGAGAGGACUUUAAAGUGGCUGUUGUAAUGCUGUUUGGGUACAAGCCCACCAAGAUAGAAGCUGAUUCUGUGAUGUCUUCAGUAAAUCCAAACACUUCUGGCCUAUCACUUGAGGAGUUUUUAAGUAUUGUAAGAAAAAAGAAGGAAGUUCAACUCCAUCGGAACGAGAUUAGACACAUCUUCACAGCUUUUGACAGGCACUACCGUGGAUAUUUAACAUUGGAAGAUUUCAAGAAAGCAUUUAAGCAGGUGGCUCCCAAGUUAUCAGAACGGACCAUUCUGGAGGUAUUCAGAUCACAGAAUUGUGGCAUCGAAUGGUGGCAGAGUCUUGAGACGUCAUGUACACCAUCUCUCUCAUAGCUAAGAAGAUGGAGGUCAACGAACUUAAUGGCUUACCCAAGGUUACAGAGACCUGGAUCAAAACUCCGGUCUCCUGACUCCCAAGUCAACGGCUGGCGUGUUCUUUUUCUGUCCUAACUUCUACACAAGGAGUUAUUUUCAGUGUAAAUAAAAGCAAGUGUGUGUAUGUUCAGCCUUCAUAAACUUUCAUACUAAACACAGAGCAUUGUUUCUGCCCGGUUAUCACAGUGGAAACUUUGUAUCCAAGACAGCUAAUUAAGAUGCUCCUACCUACAUUUUGGAGCAGAGUUAGGGGAGGGCCGGGAGGCACAUCAUCACACACAGUUCUCAGAGCAAACAAGUGCCUGUGUCUGUUACCCUUACAGAAGCAGGCGGGGUUUUCAUUCCCCGUCUGCCUUACCUGCCCUGCUCCCCAUCUCUGGCUAGAUGAAUGACAUCCCCUGCUGCAGGUGUAUUAGUAAUUUCUGAGUUUGUUCCCCACUAAAAAUGACCUCAUUGUUUUGUGCUUCUUUUCCAUACUUAUACAGUAACAGGAAAAUAAACCAGCUCUGAGUACA